Messenger RNA from Silurus meridionalis, 1295 nucleotides. It is a transcript of the gene bcl2l1, whose product is annotated as BCL2 like 1. Gene Ontology annotation, biological process: negative regulation of intrinsic apoptotic signaling pathway; extrinsic apoptotic signaling pathway in absence of ligand; intrinsic apoptotic signaling pathway in response to DNA damage. The record is from RefSeq and is a predicted model, not a curated record. The coding region runs from base 417 to 1145 and encodes 242 amino acids. Gene Ontology annotation, cellular component: mitochondrial outer membrane. NCBI's taxonomy places the organism in Eukaryota, Metazoa, Chordata, Actinopteri, Siluriformes, Siluridae. The transcript has 3 exons. Gene Ontology annotation, molecular function: protein homodimerization activity; protein heterodimerization activity.
AGGAGUGUGGAAAGAAGAAGAGCUUCUCGCUCGGGCAGGCAGGUUUUGGUAGCUGGGAGGCUUAGCGUAGCUUCGCUGGGCUGCGGCGGCGCUUUUGUGGAGAUUUAGAGCAAGAAAUGUCGGAUUUACAGUCGGCCACUGACUGGAGUCCUGCUUACUUCUUUGAUCAUGUGGGAGAGCGAGACGUAGCGCUCUUAUUUAUCUGAUGUCCAAGCUCUUGCACCAUCCUUGAUUGUAUCUGUUUACGCCGGGGAAGAAAUCAAUUAAGAACAGAGGUCAACCUGGUUUAAGAUCCGUGAUGAGUGAGAGUCAGCGUCGACACAAGCCUGAGUAGAGACACGAGCGUCUGUGUGCUGUUUAAUCAAGCAAGCGGGAGUGGGAUCCAACGCCAGAUAAACGACGUAUCGCUCUUAACUAUGUCUUACUAUAACCGAGAACUUGUGUUGUACUUCAUCAAGUACAAACUUUCUCAGAGAAACUACCCCUGCAACCACAUUGGGUUCACAGAAGAUGCUAAUCGACCUGCAGGAGGUCAGUCAGAGGAAGCGAACGCAGGUGGAGCAGCAGAACUAGAGACACCGACGGCUGUUGUUAAUGGUUCCAUAAAUGGGACUGGUUCAGCGGGGACACCUCCACGAUCGCCAACUUUGUCCCCUCAGAGGCAGGUGAACGGCGGGGCGAGCCUGGAAGCAGUAAAGGAGGCACUGCGCGACUCUGCUAACGAGUUCGAGCUGCGCUAUGCCCGCGCCUUUAGCGACCUGUCGUCACAGUUGCAUAUCACGCCAGUCACGGUGUACCAGAGCUUUGAGAGCGUCAUGGACGAGGUGUUCCGCGAUGGCGUCAACUGGGGGCGUAUUGUGGGCUUGUUCGCCUUCGGAGGUGCCCUCUGCGUCGAGUGUGUGGAAAAAGAAAUGAGUCCGCUGGUGGCACGUAUCGCAGAGUGGAUGACCGUCUACCUGGAUAACCACAUCCAGCCCUGGAUUGAAGAGCAAGGAGGAUGGGAGCGUUUUGCAGAGAUCUUCGGGAGCGAUGCUGCAGCAGAGAGCAGAAGGUCGCAAGAGAGCUUCAAGAAGUGGCUGCUGGCAGGGAUGACUCUGUUCACAGGGGUGGUGGUGGGAUCUUUAAUCGCCCAGAAGCGCCUGUAAAGACCCAGCAGCGGCCUCCGCCCAGCAUACACCUCAAAAUAUACAUGAAGAAACUUUUACUAUCAAAGUUAUUUUUGUUUUGUACUUUUUUUUUUUUUUUUUGCCAAGCAUAGUAAUGUUUACACCCUCCUCCUCUCGCGAUGCACUGUG